AUGUUAGCAAAAAUCAUUCAAACCUUAAAUGUAUUUAUUAUUCAGGAAUCUACGAAGAAACAUCCAUUCCCUUGUCCUUGCUCUUAUAAAACUGCUUUAACACAUUACUUGGAUAUUACUAGCAAUCCACGUACUCAUAUUCUUAAAGAAUUGGCAGAAUAUUGCACUGAUUCAAAUGAUAAAGAGAAGUUGAAGUUAAUGACCUCAACCAGUGCGGAGGGCAAGGCUGCUUACCAACAAUGGGUUGUUCAAGAAAAUAGAAACAUAGUACAUAUUUUAGAAGAUAUUCCUAGUUUAAAACCAGCUCUAGAUCACUUAUGUGAACUUCUACCGAGAUUACAAUGUCGUUAUUAUUCAAUUUCUUCAUCGCCAAAGUUGCAUCCAACGUCUAUUCAUAUUACUGCAGUUGUGGUAGAAUAUACGACUCCUACCGGAAGAAUUAAUAAGGGCGUAACAACCAGCUGGUUAAGGGAAAAGCACCCAUCGGACCCACCUUGUCUUGUUCCUAUUUUUGUGCGAAAAUCUCAAUUCCGUCUACCAACUAAAGUGCUCACACCUGUUGUUAUGGUUGGUCCGGGAACUGGUAUAGCACCGUUCAGAGCAUUUAUCCAAGAACGCGAUCUCGCUAAACGGGAAGGCAAAGAAGUCGGUGACACUAUUUUGUACUUUGGAUGUAGGAAGAAAGACGAAGAUUUCCUCUAUAAGGAAGAACUCGAAGAAUAUGUGAAGAAUGGUUCUUUGAUUAUGCAUAAUGCAUUCAGCAGAGAGCAAGACCACAAAGUAUAUGUUACACACUUAUUGGAAAAGAAUAAGGACGAGUUAUGGAGAGUUAUCGGGGAACAAUAUGGUCAUAUCUAUGUCUGUGGUGACGCCAAAAACAUGGCACGUGACGUACAUAAUAUCUUAUUGAAAGUUGUGAUGGAGAAAGGUAAGAUGGCGGAACUUGAUGCAGCUACAUACAUUAAGAAGAUGGAUUCACAAAAACGUUAUUCGAGUGAUGUAUGGAGUUGAAUUUCGUUAUUUAUUUUAAUUUCAUGAAUAUUUAUAAGUCAAAUUGUCUAUGUAAACAUUUGAAAUACGCCUUCAUCAAGAAGCCUACACUUAUAACUUUCGUGCAAUUGUACGAUACGCUUGUAAGCAUUUAAAAUGUUAAGAGAUAAUUACAGAUGUUAGCAAAAAUCAUUCAAACCUUAAAUGUAUUUAUUAUUCGUAAGUAGUUAAUGAAUUUUGUAUAAAUAUUAA
Megalopta genalis is the source of this 1242-nucleotide messenger RNA. NCBI's taxonomy places the organism in Eukaryota, Metazoa, Arthropoda, Insecta, Hymenoptera, Halictidae. The record is from RefSeq and is a predicted model, not a curated record.